AUGGGGUAUACGCGUGUCAGUGAGAUGCGGAAACAAGAUUCCAGCUGGCGAAGAGUAGGUCAUAUCAGUGCUAGUGUAGUGAAGUUUUUAUUAAUGGUGGCUGUGUUUGGGCAAGUGGCUGGCGGAAAGCCUAUAAGUGAGACCCUGCAGAGGGCCUUGUCGGCGGUUCGUGGUCCCAGUCCUGGUGCGAAGAAGCUGUUGAAUAUCCCUGAGGAUGGAGGAACGGAAUUCAACUGCCAUCAAUAG
Messenger RNA from Arctia plantaginis, 246 nucleotides. NCBI's taxonomy places the organism in Eukaryota, Metazoa, Arthropoda, Insecta, Lepidoptera, Erebidae. The record is from the annotation of a GenBank genome assembly.